AUGUUGGACCCAGAUAUUUCAAAUGCUUUAGCUGCCAAAUAUAUUGCAGUUCCACUUAUGUUCCCUAUACACCAAAUAUCUGUCAAAGACUUUGCAGGUGAAGUUGGAAACCAAAAUCCAGGAGCCGCAGGUGCAAGAACAGAUAUUGCUUUAACAACUGCAAUGAAACAUGCAGAUACUAUGUUUGUACUGUUCAGACGAACUAUAAAUGACUAUUCUUGUUUCUACAACCCUGGUAUUAAAUAUCAUAUAAACAUAGAUGGCAAAUAUUAUCCAAGAGAAGAAUAUUCUACAGUUGAGGAUAUGAGGUCAUACAACUUGACAUUAGAUGCUAUGAACUUUAACAACAACUUCACAACAACCAUUAACCCUGAAAUGCAAAGUUCUAUUAUGCCAUAUGUGAAAGUAUGGACUCAUACAGGAGGUCAAAAAACUCAAUAUACAAAUGGAGACCGUUCAAACUUUUGGCUUGGCAUUCCAUUUGCUGACUCAGAAGACUUUAUGGGUGGUAUUUCAACUGUUGGUACAGUUCAAAUACAAUAUACUGGUGACAGAGACGGUCCAGAUGAAUUGAGAGCAAAGAAGUUUACAAAACCAAUAGCACUUUUCACGGAAGAUGCUCUUUUGAAGAUUC
Messenger RNA from Trichomonas vaginalis G3, 634 nucleotides. Its product is annotated as protein of unknown function, DUF4106 family. The record is from RefSeq and is a predicted model, not a curated record. Lineage: Eukaryota; Parabasalia; Trichomonadida; Trichomonadidae. The annotation marks the transcript as partial. The transcript has a single exon.